This is a messenger RNA of Cavenderia fasciculata, 900 nucleotides long. It is a transcript of the gene nit1-2, whose product is annotated as nitrilase 1. The transcript is spliced from 2 exons. Bases 1 to 900 code for a protein of 299 amino acids. The record is from RefSeq and is a predicted model, not a curated record. Gene Ontology annotation, molecular function: hydrolase activity, acting on carbon-nitrogen (but not peptide) bonds, in linear amides. Lineage: Eukaryota; Evosea; Eumycetozoa; Acytosteliales; Cavenderiaceae.
AUGGAGAAUGGUAACCAACAACAACAACAACAACCUUUUAAAAUAGCGGUUGGUCAAAUUAAGAGUGUAAAUAAUAAAGAUAUAAACUUUAGCAAAUGUCAAGAGUUUGCUGAGGAGUCUGUUAAACAAGGUGCCUUUAUGUUGUGUUUACCAGAGUGUUUUGCAUUCAUGUCUGGUGGAGGUAAUCCAAGAGAAUCAAUUGAAAAUGCAGAACCUCUUGAUGGACCAACUAUCAAUCGUUAUCGUCAAUUGGCACGUGACAAUAGAUUAUGGUUAUCACUUGGUGGGUUUCAUGAAAAAGUAGGAUCACAACAACCAACUACUACUGAAUCAACAACAUCUUCUUCAUCGUCAGAUACAUCAAUGAUUUAUAAUAGUCAUUUAAUUAUUGAUGAUAAUGGAGAUAUUAAAUCAAUUUAUCACAAGAUGCAUUUAUUCGAUGUCAAUAUACCAUCAAAGAAUGUACACUUUAAUGAAAGUAAAGCAGUGGUACCUGGAAAAGAGAUUAUGGUGUGUGACAGUCCUGGUGGUCGAUUGGGAUUGAGUGUAUGUUACGAUGUUAGAUUCCCUCAACUCUAUAUCAAACUACGUAGUAUGGGUAGUCAGAUUCUAUUGGUGCCAGCUGCAUUUAUGCAAAAGACUGGUGAGGCACAUUGGCAUACCCUACUCAAAUCAAGGGCCAUUGAAAAUCAAUGUUAUGUAGUGGCAGCUGCUCAAACAGGUCAACAUUAUGCCUCAAGAACAAGUUAUGGACAUUCACUUGUAGUAGACCCAUGGGGAACUGUUUUGGUUGAUAUGGAGGAUAAAGAAGGUGUUGGAAUUGCAACCAUUGACCAUAAUCUAUUAAAUCAAGUUCGUGAAAAUAUGCCUUGUUUUACUCAUAUUAAAAGUGAUUAUUAA